Messenger RNA from Choloepus didactylus (southern two-toed sloth), 550 nucleotides. Its product is annotated as PEST proteolytic signal-containing nuclear protein-like. Gene Ontology annotation, biological process: protein ubiquitination; proteasome-mediated ubiquitin-dependent protein catabolic process. Lineage: Eukaryota; Metazoa; Chordata; Mammalia; Pilosa; Megalonychidae. The record is from RefSeq and is a predicted model, not a curated record. The transcript has 2 exons. Gene Ontology annotation, cellular component: nucleus. Bases 1 to 477 code for a protein of 158 amino acids.
AUGGGGUCAGAUGGCCUGGGUUCAAAUCUAGACAUCAUUACUUACGUGUUAUGUUCCCUUAGUACGGGAGGGGAAAGUUCCAGUCGCAACGCUGAGAAGCGAUCAGCUGAAGAAGUAGCUGGUGACCUCCCAACAAAGCCUACAAAGAUCUCCAAGUUUGGGUUUGCCAUAGGUAGUCAGAUGACAAAGCAAGCAUCAGUCACAUCCAUCAAACUUGGAUCAAGUAAGCCUAAAGAAACUGUUCCAACUCUUGCUCCAAAAACCCUUUCAGUAGCAGCAGAUUUUAAUGAAGAUGGUGAGCCAGAGGAAAUGCCUCCAGAACCAAAGAUGAGGAUGAAGAAUACUGGAAGGGAUACACCAGUAUCAGCAGGACGAAACUCCUUCAACAAAGGAAAGCAUGGGUUUUCUGAUAACCAGAAGCUAUGGGAGCAAAAUAUAAAAUCUCACCUUGGAAAUGUCCAUGACCAAGACAAUUAAAUGAUGUGUUUUGAGAUUGGGGUGUGGGGGUGGGUGUAAAGUUAAAAGGAACAGUUUCCUUUUUUAAAGAAUG